Molecule: messenger RNA, 1890 nt
Organism: Guillardia theta CCMP2712
Lineage: Eukaryota; Cryptophyceae; Pyrenomonadales; Geminigeraceae
Exons: 16
Coding region: 1-1890 (629 amino acids)
Molecular function (GO): GTPase activity; GTP binding; translation initiation factor activity
Source: RefSeq, a predicted model, not a curated record
AUGAUCUUGUUCGCCUCUCUCAGCUCUCUGACGAAUCUUGCCAGAUUGAGGUCGCCCAUCCUCUGUGUACUGGGACAUGUGGACACCGGAAAGACAAAGUUGUUGGACAAAGUAAGGAAGACCAACGUGCAAGAGGGAGAGGCGGGAGGGAUCACACAGCAGAUUGGCGCGACGUUCUUCCCCAUGACAAACCUGCGCAAGCUCACGGAUCAGGUGUCCCAUUCUGUUAAGGUCGACUACAAGAUUCCCGGGCUGCUGGUGAUCGAUACCCCCGGACACGAAUCGUUCAGCAACCUCCGGUCACGAGGAACUUCGAUCUGCGACAUCUGCGUCCUCGUUGUCGACAUCAUGCACGGGCUGGAGCCCCAGACGAUCGAAUCUCUGCAGCUGUUGAAGAGGAGGAGGUGCCCUUUUCUUGUCGCCUUGAACAAGAUCGAUCGAUGCUAUGAUUGGCAGCCGAACAAAGAUUCUCCGAUACAGGAUACGCUAGCCAAGCAGAAGAGCCAUACAGUCAGAGAGUUUGAAAGCAGGUGGCAAGGGAUUAAGGGAGAGAUAGCUAGCCAGGGAUUGAAUGCUGAUCUCUACUACGAGAACAAGAACCCAAGAAAAGUGGUCUCGGUGGUUCCAACAUCGGCGAUCACCGGUGAAGGCGUCCCUGAUCUCCUCCUCCUCGGCAUCCAGUUGACCCAGAAGAUGUUGGUCGACAGAUUGAUGCUCAGCGAAGCUCUUGAGGCGACGGUUCUUGAGGUCAAAGUGACGGAAGGCUUCGGGACCACGCUCGAUAUUAUCCUUGUCCAUGGAGAGCUGCACGAGGGCGACACGAUUGUGGUUUGCGGCAUGCAGGGCCCAAUCGUCACGACCAUCAGGACUCUCCUCACUCCUCACCCUAUGAAAGAACUGCGCGUGAAGAACGAGUAUGUCCACCACAAGAGCAUAGAGGCAAGCAUGGCCGUCGCUCUCCCGCCCGUGACAUCAAGUCUGCAGGCCGCCAUGGGCGUGAAGAUUGCAGCGAGCGGUCUGGAAGGAGCAGUAGCAGGAACGUCGCUGCUCAGACUGGAGAAGGAAGAUGAUAUAGAGGAGCUCAAGAGCUCGGUGAUGGAAGACCUUGAGGAGCUGAAGAAAGACGUGGACAAGUCCGGGAAAGGUGUUCAUGUCCAGGCAUCGACCUUGGGAGCUCUGGAGGCACUUUUGGACUUCCUGCACAACUCGAGCAUUCCUGUUGCCUCCAUCAACAUCGGGCCCGUGCACAAGAAAGAUGUCAUCCGAGCCAGUGCAAUGCUCGAACGAGCGCCAGACCUGGCCAUGAUCUUGGCCUUCGAUGUGAAGAUUGUGCCUGAGGCAGAGGCGCUUGCAAAGAAGGCUGGAAUCAAGAUCUUUACAGCGAACAUCAUCUACCAUCUCUUCGAUCAGUUCAAGAGUUUCAUGGAGGAGAAGAAGGCGGCAAAGAGGGAGCAGCUGUACUCCAAUGGCGUCGCCGUCUUCCCUGUGAUCCUCAGUAUCAUCCCAAAGAACGUGUUCAACAAGAGAAAUCCGAUCAUUCUCGGUUGUGAGGUGAAGGAGGGUUCGCUCAAGGUUGGAACGCCUCUCUGCAUUCCUGAGCUCAACUUUCUAGAGAUCGGCAAAGUGACGUCCAUCCAGAACAACCACAAGGAGGUGAAGGUGGCGAAGGUCGGGAUGAGCGUCGCAGUGAAGAUCGAGCCCAGCAACGACCAGCAGUCACACAUCCUCUAUGGGCGGCAGUUCGAUCACAAGGUGAAACUUUACAGCAAGAUCACCCGGGACGGGAUACAGGCAAUGAAAGAUCACUUCGCGGAGGAGAUGACUAGUGAGGACUGGAAGCUGAUGAGCAAGCUGAAGCAGCUCUUCAUUCGAGGGGUCCAGCAUUGGUAA